Messenger RNA from Actinia tenebrosa (Australian red waratah sea anemone), 2826 nucleotides. RefSeq names its product putative serine incorporator. NCBI's taxonomy places the organism in Eukaryota, Metazoa, Cnidaria, Anthozoa, Actiniaria, Actiniidae. Gene Ontology annotation, cellular component: membrane. The record is from RefSeq and is a predicted model, not a curated record.
AAUUUGCCUGCACUUUCGGAUCUUGUUCAAUUCAGUCCGUCUGAUUUCCUCGAAAAAAGAUUGAAAAGUAGAGUAUUUUCUGUUCGCCUUUAAAAUAAUACUACGAUGGGUGCCGUAUUGGGUGCUUGUUCGGCAGCUUGUUGUGCAGCAAAUCUUGCAUGUUGCUGUGGUUCAGCUGCGUGUGGCUUGUGCUGCAAGUCUUGUCCAACAUGCAGGAAUUCGACGUCAACGAGAAUUGUAUACUCGUUGUUCCUUCUGUUUGGUCUAAUUGCGUCAUGUAUCACUCUCAUUCCUGGAAUAAGAGAAAAACUGAAUUCUAUUCCCCACUUUUGUGAGAAAACUGGUAGCACCUGUGAUAAUAUUGUUGGAUACCUGGCUGUCUACCGGAUUGGACUGGGAAUGGCAGCCUUCUUUUUGCUGUUUUGCAUUAUUAUGUAUGGAGUUUCCAACAGUAAGGACUGCCGAGCAGGUUUACAUAAUGGUUUUUGGGGGAUCAAGAUUCUCCUGUUCAUUGGAUUGAUUGUUGGUGCUUUCUUCAUCCCCAAUGGACAAUUCUCAGAAGUUUGGAUGUACGUUGGAUUGGUUGGUGCAUUUCUCUUCAUAAUCAUCCAACUCAUCUUGCUCGUUGACUUUGCUCACUCAUGGAACAGCUCCUGGGUUGAAAAGAUGGAGGAGUCAGGAUCCAAAAUCUGGGCAGUCCUUCUCCUGAGCUUCACCUUCUUGAUGUAUGGAAUCUCCAUUGCCGGAACUGUGUGCCUCUAUGUUUACUUCACUGUUUCUGAUGUAUCAUCCUGCCAUACUAACAAGUUCUUUAUCAGUUUUAACCUUAUCCUAUGUGUGGUGGCAUCUGUUCUAGCUAUUCACCCCAAGGUCCAAGAACAGCUCCCAACAUCAGGUCUGUUACAGUCUUCUGUUGUAACCCUAUAUACAGUAUUUUUGACAUGGUCAGCCCUUUCCUAUCAACCAGAUAAAAACUGCAACUACAUGUAUUCAAGCCAAAUCAAAGUGGGAGGACUUGACAGUCAAGCUGUCAUUGGAGUCAUCCUCAUGUUCCUAAUGGUCAUCUAUGCUAGUAUUCGCACUUCCAGCAACUCACAGGUUGGACGGCUUGGCAUGAACAAGAACAGAGGAAGCCCUGCAAACCUUGAUACAGAGCAAACGGUCAUAGAUGGACCAGGAGAGACCAGAAGUGAUGUUGGCCUGGUAGAACAAGGAGGAAGUGACCCAAAAGUAUAUGAUGAUGAAGAAAGUGGGGUGGCAUAUAGUUACUCCUUUUAUCAUUUCAUGCUGUUCCUGGCAAGUCUGUACGUUAUGAUGACUCUGACAGACUGGUACAAGCCUGGCAAAUCUGCCAGCUUCGAUCAGCUAAGCUACAGUGAAGCAGCAGUAUGGAUCAAGAUGGUGUCCAGUUGGCUGUGCUUAUUGGUUUACACCUGGACUCUGAUAGCACCAGCUCUCUUCCCAGACAGGGACUUCUCUUAAAUAUUACAACACCUUCCAGAUGAUGAGAAAAUGGGAAAAGAGAAGAGGGAUGUGAAUGUGUUCUUUCCAUAUUUACUUGUUGGGACUAGCUUGAAAAAACACUGAACCUCCACACAGUGUGAACCAAGGAAAUGAAAAAAGUUCAAACAUUGGACCUACAGCACUUCUCUAUCACACGUAAAAUUGUACAAUUUUCUGUCACAACAAAAAAAGAGCUUUGGUGGUUGUCAAUCAAAGUGUUUCCAUAGUUAACAUUGUCGUAACAUGCACCUAUAUGGACUGUUAUGGAACUGCCUUGAUUGGCAUCCACCAAAACCCACUUCACAGUUAAAGACAAUUGUACGAUAGAGAUAUUGAUAUCUGUGUGGAAGGUUACAAUUUGUAGUUUCAGAAAGUUAGAAUCUAGUCAUAAGUUUGAUUAUUGCAUUUGGAGUUUUUGCCUUUUCAUAAGCUUAUUGUAUUGGCAUGAGCCAUGUAUUGUGCUGUUCAUAGAAUGUUUAUUGUAGCUGACCAAUAGGUUCUUGGCUAGUGCUCAGCUGCUGUCAGGGAUAUGAAUUAUAAAGAGAUAUUUGUCAAAUAUAUUUUAGUGAAUGUUAUAGCUAAUCUAGGUCACGUGUGACCAAUAAUUCCGAGAAGUCAAAUGUAGAUUUCAAGACUUCAUAUUUUAGUUUCAAAUCUCCAAUCAGCCGACUCUGAUAUUUCAAAUACCAUUCAGUAAAAAAUUAAGUUUUGAACACGCAAUCAGGAAUGAUUGUGAAAUAUUAUCAAAAAAGAAUUCACUUCAAAACCACAUCACUGAGAAUUAGCAACCACAUGGCUGAGAAUUAGCUUGAAAUUUUGUAUUUUUUAAGUUAAAAGUAAUUGCAUCGCCAGAGUCGAGUGUUGACAGAGCUGCUGAAAGUCCAAUCAAAACGUUAGAAAUACUGGUCCCAUGUGAUGUAGAUUAACUGUAAUUGCAUAAGAAGAGAUAACUAGCUAAAAACUAGAGUGAGCUGCGUCGGUGUUUCUAAUGAAACAGUAAUGAUAAAAAGGUAAAUUAUACACCUUGAAAAAAAUGAAAAAAUUUACUGACAUUUCGGACGCUAGUCCUUCAUCGGAGUAAAAGCAUAUCUGCUAGCUAAUUUAAACAAGUAGUGAUAUAUAUGUGUAUGGCAUGCACUCUAAGCCAAUAUAUAUCAAGAUGAUCUUUUUUAUAAAUAAACACUUGAAAUUCAUACUAAUUUAUUUUGUUAAGAAUGAUAAUAAUGUACAUGUAGAUUUAUUAACAAAAUAUAUAAACUAAAGAUAUUAGACUAUCAGUAUGUACAUUAUCAUAAUUAGAAUAAAGAUCAUGAGAAAUGCAAA